Molecule: messenger RNA, 1866 nt
Organism: Polistes dominula (European paper wasp)
Lineage: Eukaryota; Metazoa; Arthropoda; Insecta; Hymenoptera; Vespidae
Product: proton-coupled zinc antiporter SLC30A2
Biological process (GO): zinc ion transmembrane transport; response to zinc ion
Cellular component (GO): plasma membrane
Molecular function (GO): zinc ion transmembrane transporter activity
Source: RefSeq, a predicted model, not a curated record
AUAUGAACGUAAGGAACUAAGAUUUAUUUUCAAAUUAUCAGGAGGCGUAUUUACAAAUACAUACACAAAUAUGAUUAUUGAUAAUGGUCUAUUCGGGAGACAUCUCUGAAGAACAUUCGCAGUAACAUUUUGUAAAUAUUUAUUUACGUAGAACAAUGAGAAUCAAUCAGAUCGAAUCGUGAUAGUGGUAGUGGAUCGAAAUUGAUGUAAAAAUGCAAAUAUUGUAUAUGACUGAUAACGAAUUUGUCUCAUCUUCUUUGUUUUCAAACGAUAUCAGACAAUGAUAUUAGAUUUGGUCAUUUCAUUAUGUCAAUUAAAGCUUUUCUUUUGUGUGAUAAUAAAUACAAUCCGAGAGACAGAAGAGAUGGUAGAUAAAAUGGACAAUGAUAUUUUCCGUUGAGUUUGUCCUGCUGGAUAUGUUUCUUCAGUAGACUCUUAACUGUUCACAUUUCUACACCAUUUGUUUUGGGGGUUUUAUUCGGAAGAUAUUCUAAAAGAUAUUUAGAAAUCGAUAAAUUAUGGAGAAUAAUACGAAGAAUAAGAACAUCGAAUUUCAAGAUACAGCUAUCUAUGGUUAUGGAACAAGUAUACCUCCUAAUAAUAAUGAAUCCGAAGAUGAGAUAUCAUCGAAGAAAGUGAUAUUUUGCGUUCAUGGAAAAUUAUCUGGUUGUUGUACCGUUGUUAAAGGAAUUGACGAAAAUGCGUCUCCCGAUUCUUCCAUAUUACCAGAAGAUCAUUGUCAUCGAGAAAGAAAUAAAGAAAUCGACAAGAAAGCAAGGAAAAAACUUUUACUUGCGAGUGCUCUAUGCGUGUUCUUCAUGAUAGCUGAAAUAAUUGGUGGUGUACUGUCUAACAGUUUGGCCAUUGCUACAGACGCAGCACACUUGCUGACCGAUUUCGCAUCAUUCAUGAUUUCUCUAUUUUCAAUUUGGGUCGCAGGAAGGCCUGCAACAAGAAAAAUGCCAUUCGGUUGGUAUCGUGCGGAAGUGAUAGGUGCAUUAACGUCGGUCCUCUUGAUAUGGGUCGUCACUGGGAUUUUAUUCUACCUCGCUAUAGAAAGAAUAAUUAAUAAGAAUUUUGAAUUAGACGUAACUGUGAUGUUAAUUACCUCUGCAGUUGGUGUUGCGGUAAAUCUAGUAAUGGGUCUAAGUUUGCAUCAGCAUGGUCAUACUCAUGGUGGACAUAGUCAUCAUGAUCACGAUGAUCAUGAUAUGAAGAAGAUAUCAGAUAUAGAAAAUAUAUCACACAAGGAUGAACACAAAAAUAUAAACGUUCGUGCUGCGUUUAUACACGUCGUAGGAGAUUUUAUUCAAAGUAUAGGAGUUUUUAUUGCAGCAUUAGUUAUUUAUUUUAAACCAACGUGGAACAUAGUUGAUCCUAUCUGCACUUUUCUAUUUUCGAUAUUAGUCAUACUCACGACCGUGGCAAUUAUUAAAGAUGUUAUGAACGUGCUUAUGGAAGGAAUGCCUAAAGGAUUUGAUUAUUCUCAAGUUGAGAAUACCUUCAUGCAAAUCGAAGGUGUUGUGAAAGUACACAAUUUGCGAAUUUGGGCUCUUUCACUUGACAAAACCGCUUUGUCAGCGCAUUUAGCUAUAAAACCUGGUACAAGUCCGCAAAAUAUUUUACGUACAGCCACGAGAAACAUACACGAUACUUAUAAUUUCUUCGAGAUGACGUUACAAAUAGAAGAGUUCAACGAAAGAAUGGAAAACUGUGAACAGUGCAAAUCUUUAACGCAAUGAAUAUCAUCGUUUAAAAUUUAAUAUCAUGGGUUUUUUUUUCCACAUUGUAUGACGAGCUUCGACAUCGAUGAAUAUUUCUUCUUCUUCGUUUUUGUUUAUUACAUGAAAAUAUUAAAGUAAAAGA